UCAAGGAUGCACCUUACCUAGACCUCGUAGAAAAUCAAAUCGCACCAGCGUCCCUUGUUCGAUGCUUCUCUCACUUCGGCAAGAGCUUCGACGGUACUGGAUUGCCCGGUAAAUCAUGGUACAGCUGGCGUCCCAUAUCAAUAUACACUACCUGCCUCUUAUUCAUAUCAUCAAGUUGACAGAGUCGUGUGGGAAGAAUCCUACUUCACGAGAACCAUACAACAUUAUGUCAGAUAUGACGACUCGUGCGGGUAUCCGCAAGAAGAUUGUCAUGAGAUUUGGUCGCAAAACAGUACGCCUUAGCAUUGGUCAAGGCCGAGAACUGUUCGUCGUACACGAAGAACUUAUCUGCACCUCGUCGUAUUUCCGAGACCUUCUGCAACCGAAGCGCAAAGCAAUCGUUGCCGAUUGCUCUAUCUGCCAAGAGGAGCUCCAACCGGACGAGGAGGAGCCAACGUACUGCGCUUCCUCCUGCUGAUGCGACUUCCACUAUGCUUGCAUUGAGGAACAGAAGGGUCAGACGCCUGCGCGAGGGACAAGCAAAUGUCCACCAUGUCGACAGAAGUGGACC
Messenger RNA from Macroventuria anomochaeta, 571 nucleotides. RefSeq lists its product as uncharacterized. Bases 116 to 478 code for a protein of 120 amino acids. The transcript is spliced from 3 exons. The record is from RefSeq and is a predicted model, not a curated record. NCBI's taxonomy places the organism in Eukaryota, Fungi, Ascomycota, Dothideomycetes, Pleosporales, Didymellaceae.